This is a messenger RNA of Jaculus jaculus (lesser Egyptian jerboa), 2456 nucleotides long. It is a transcript of the gene Man1c1, whose product is annotated as mannosidase alpha class 1C member 1. Gene Ontology annotation, molecular function: mannosyl-oligosaccharide 1,2-alpha-mannosidase activity; calcium ion binding. Lineage: Eukaryota; Metazoa; Chordata; Mammalia; Rodentia; Dipodidae. Gene Ontology annotation, biological process: N-glycan processing; carbohydrate metabolic process. The record is from RefSeq and is a predicted model, not a curated record. Gene Ontology annotation, cellular component: extracellular exosome; Golgi membrane; endoplasmic reticulum. Bases 269 to 2113 code for a protein of 614 amino acids. The transcript is spliced from 12 exons.
GCCCGGGCCCCGCCGAAACCGUGGUGCUCCCGCACCAGCGCGGGAGGACUCGAUCCAAACUCCUUGAACUUCCGGGACGGUCCCCGAACCGGUGAAACUCGGGGUGACCAGCCCUGUUCAGGGACCCCCUCCCUUUACCUCCCCGACCCCAGGCGGCACUAGUGCACGCCUUUCCUCCUCGAGCCCCCCUGCGGUCACGUGCCUGGCCCCCGAGGACCUCCGGGAUCCCGGGAGGAGCUGACGGUCCCCAGCUCGGGGCCAGGCCACGAUGCUCAUGAGGAAAGUGUCGGGCUUCGUCCCGGCCUCGCCGUGGGGGCUGCGGCUGCCGCAGAAGUUCGUCUUCCUGCUGUUCCUCUCGGGCCUCGUCACCCUGUGCUUCGGGGCCCUCUUCUUGCUGCCCCACUCCUCUCGCCUCAAGCGCCUCUUCUUGGUCCCCCGGACCCAGCAGCCCGGCGUGGAGGUGAUGGCCGAAAUCACUGGCCACCAGCCAGCCCAGGAGCAGGAGUCACCUCCCAACCCGGCCCCCGCGGCGCCGGCCCCGGGUGAGAACAACCCCAGGAGCCAGGCCGGUCCCCGCCGUAGGAAAGGGUGGCUGCGGCGCACGGGCCCCACCGUACACCGAAAUGAGGUCCAGGGAGAAGACACUUUUGACUUCAAUGCAUUCCGGAGCCGUCUUCGCCACCCGGUCUUGGGGACAAGGACUGAUGAGAGUAAGGAGACCCAGAGCCUAGUGCGAGCCCAGCGGGAGAAAAUCAAGGAGAUGAUGCAGUUCUCCUGGCAAAACUACCUGCGCUACGCGAUGGGCAGGAACGAGCUCCGCCCACUCACCAAGGACGGCUACGAUGGCAACAUUUUCGGUGGUCUCACCGGGGCGACCAUCAUUGAUUCUCUCGACACCCUCUACCUCAUGGAGCUGAAUGAAGAGUUUCAGGAGGCCAAGACCUGGGUGAAAGAGAGCUUCCAUUUGAACGUGAGCGGCGAAGCCUCCUUGUUUGAGGUGAACAUCCGCUACAUCGGAGGACUCCUCUCGGCCUUCUACCUGACAGGAGAAGAGGUGUUCCGAGUAAAGGCCAUCAAGCUGGGGGAGAAGCUCCUGCCGGCCUUUAACACCCCCACAGGCAUCCCGAAAGGCAUCGUGAACUUCAAAAGCGGAAGCUGGGGCUGGGCCACCGCCGGCAGCAGCAGUGUCCUGGCGGAGUUUGGGUCCCUGCACUUGGAGUUCCUACACCUCACCCAGCUCUCUGGCAACCAGGUCUUCGCAGAAAAGGUCAGGAACAUCCGCAAGUUCCUCAAGAAUAUUGACAAACCCUUCGGCCUCUACCCCAACUUCCUCAGCCCAGUGAGUGGGAACUGGGUACAACACCACGUCUCAGUUGGAGGACUCGGAGACAGUUUUUAUGAAUAUUUGAUCAAAUCCUGGCUGAUGUCUGCCAAGACGGAUAUGGAGGCUAAAACCAUGUACUAUGAAGCCUUGGAGGCCAUAGAGACAUACUUGGUGAACGUCUCUCCCGAGGGCCUGACCUACAUUGCCGAGUGGCGAGGUGGGAUCUUGGACCACAAGAUGGGGCACCUGGCCUGCUUCUCAGGGGGCAUGAUCUCCCUCGGCGCUGAAGAUGCCAAGGAAGAAAAUAGGGCCCACUACAGAGAGCUCGCAGCCCAGAUCACCAGGACAUGCCAUGAGUCUUACGCCCGCUCAGACACCAAGCUGGGGCCUGAAGCCUUCUGGUUCAACUCCGGCAGAGAGGCAAUGGCCACACAGCUGAGCGAGAGCUACUACAUUCUGCGGCCCGAGGUGGUGGAGAGCUACAUGUACCUGUGGCGGCAGACGCACGACCCCAUCUACAGGGAGUGGGGCUGGGAGGUAGUAAUGGCCCUGGAGAAAUACUGCCGGACGGAAGCUGGCUUCUCGGGCCUUGAGGACGUGUACAGCGUCACCCCCACUUACGACAACAGGCAGCAGAGUUUCUUCCUGGCCGAGACGCUGAAAUACCUCUAUCUUCUGUUCUCUGAAGAUGACGUGCUCUCACUAGAGGACUGGGUGUUCAACACCGAGGCCCACCCUCUGCCUGUGAACCACUUGGACAGCUUGGCCAAGACCAGGAACUACCAGUGACCACUGUCCCGCACCUGUGUCUCAGGGAUGCCUCACUUUCUUGGGAUCCUGGACUCUCUCAGAGACCCUGGGGACAGAGGUCCGUCCUGGGCAGACCCUGGACUGAUGUGUCGGGCAGGCAACUUCUUUUCCUCUGUGAGGAGACAGGACCUGGAGAUGCAGUGACGCCAGGCACAGGCCGCAGCUCCCUGCGUCCAGACAUUCCUUCCUAUGGACAGUUUCAAGGACCUCGCUGAACCCACACUUGCCACGCAGGGCCAAAGGACUGAGGUUUGCACAUCUACCCACACGUUUAAGUCGCUGCCUUUUGGUUGGGGUUAUUUUCUCUCUCUCUCUCUCUCUC